Messenger RNA from Nicotiana tabacum (common tobacco), 2122 nucleotides. RefSeq names its product BTB/POZ domain-containing protein At5g03250-like. The record is from RefSeq and is a predicted model, not a curated record. Lineage: Eukaryota; Viridiplantae; Streptophyta; Magnoliopsida; Solanales; Solanaceae. Gene Ontology annotation, molecular function: protein binding.
ACUGUAUUUGUCUUAGUUUCAUGCAACCAAAAUGGCACUUUUGAAUCUUGGUUCUAAAUCCGAAGCCUUCUGUUGUGAAGGCCAGACUUGGCGUUGUAAAUCAGGACUUCCAAGUGAUAUUACAAUUGAAAUUGGAGAAAUGUCCUUUUAUCUACACAAGUUCCCUUUGCUCUCAAGAAGUGGACUUCUAGAAAAGCUUAUGAGUGAAUCGACCAAAGAGGAUGGAUUGGUAUGCGUUCUGCAGCUUACUGAUAUACCUGGUGGAGCUAAAGCAUUUGAGUUAGUAGCCAAAUUUUGUUAUGGUGUUAGAUUUGAACUCACACCUCUAAAUGUAGUGAGUCUUAGAUGUGCAUCUGAGUAUUUGCAAAUGACCAACGAAUACGGUGAAGGAAAUCUAGUUGCACAAACGGAGGCUUUUCUUAACGAUGUUUUUGGGAAUUGGACAGACACAAUAAAAGCUUUAGAAACCUGUGAAGAAGUUUUACCACAUGCUGAAGAGCUUCAUAUUGUGUCGAGAUGCAUAAACUCGUUGGCGAUGAAAGCUUAUGGCGAUUCAAAGUUACUUAAUUGGCCUGUAAUGGAGAAUAGUAACGAUAAUACUGCAGGUUCUGAUGUAUGGAAUGGUAUAAGUACUGGAACGAAGUCACAGCCAAUGACUGAUGAUUGGUGGUACGAAGAUGUGUCGUUCCUCAGCUUACCUCUCUACAAACGUUUAAUUCAGGCUGUUGAAGCUGGAGGAAUGAGGCCUGAAAAUAUAUCAGGCGCCCUCGUGUUUUAUGCAAAGAAAUACAUUCCUUUAAUGAAUAGGCAAGCGAGUUUCAAGGACGCUAGUCAUGCUAAAUCAGCAUCCACGCCAUCAGAGGCAGAUCAGAGGGCGCUUCUUGAAGAGAUCGUGGAGUUAUUACCAAAACAGAAAGGAGUAACAGAGACUAGGUUUCUUCUGAGGUUGCUCCGUACUGCUAUGAUGUUGCAAGUUAGUCCGUCGUGCAGAGAAAAUUUGGAGGGAAGAGUCGGGUUGCAAUUAGAUCAAGCUACACUUGAUGAUUUGCUAAUACCAAAUAUUGGUUACUCGGUCGAGACUUUAUAUGAUAUCGACUGUUUUCAGCGUAUUCUGGACCAUUUCUUAUUAUUAGACCAGGCUUCUGCUGCUGCAUCUCCAUGUAUAAUGGAAGAAAAUCAAUUGGUGGAAGGUAAUCAGUCUUUGGCUUCAAUAACAAGGGUGGCCAAUUUGGUGGAUUCAUACCUUUCUGAGGUGGCGCCUGAUGUUAAUUUCAAGUUUCCGAAAUUUCAGUCUCUUGCUGCUGCAAUCCCAGAUUAUGCUAGGCCACAUGCUGAUGGUAUCUAUCGUGCAAUCGAUAUAUAUUUGAAGGCACAUCCUUGGCUUACAGAUAUUGAAAGAGAGCAAAUUUGCAGACUAAUGAAUUGCCAGAAGCUUUCGUUAGAGGCGAGCACACAUGCUGCUCAAAACGAGAGACUACCUCUAAGGGUUAUCGUUCAAGUCUUAUUCUUUGAACAGCUUCGACUACGUACAUCCAUUUCAGGAUGGUUUUUUGUGUCUGAUAAUCUUGACAACUCACAAAAUCUAAGUGGAGGGAUGGGACAACAUGGUGACAACACUAGACAGGGAAGGGGAUCAAGCAUUGAGGACAUGAGGGGACGUGUUUCGGAGCUUGAAAAGGAGUGUAACAACAUGAAGGAAGAGUUUCAGAAGCUGGUAAAAACAAAGAGAAGGUGGAAUAUAUUUUGCAGAAGAAAAUCUCAGUGUAACUCGAAAUCAGGAAAGCCAAGUGAAGCUGCAACAUGUCCCACUUUUCCAAAAAUUCACUAGUAAGUGUAGUGGAGUUGUUUUGUUACUAUUUUGGCAAUUCAAAAGGGUUUGAAUUAGUUUUAGAGUCGUGUUUACACUUAACACAGGAAACAGGUCGUUUCGACAUUUGCCAACAUUUAGAUUGUACAGUUUCUGGUGGGGUGAGGCUGAGGGGGGAGGGAAGUUAAGGUUUCUUAUGUUUUCUUGAAUAUCAGAAUUUGUUUGCAGAAAUUAUACAGUUUAACAUAUGAAACACAUUGCUAUAUAUUAAUAAAAUUGCACAUCAGAAAUGUUGAAUGAUCCAAGUACAAUAGC